UGCUCACUUUAGCGAUGUAAUAUUGAAAUUAGUUCCCUGCUACCAUCUAAAUAAACAUUCUGGCACCUCCUAUGCCCACACUAGUCAUUUAAAUGACAUGGCAAAGUGUACGGUGUAUCCAAAUUGGUCAUUUAAAUCCCAACAUCACUUCCUUGUGGGCCGUUUCUAUCUGAACGCUAUCAUUUGCUGUCAAGUUCGGGGGUGGGAAUAGCGUUGUACAGAGUUAACUCUUUCGAGUCCGACCUGUGUCCUAGUUCACAGAGAACGGUUGAAACCCCCUUGGAUGUCAUUAUUCCUGGCAUAUGUUUCGCAGACAUAUGCUUCAUUAAGUAUGAUUUUGCACACAUUCAGGCCGUCGUCAUUGUGUCUGCUCCGAUGCACGAGGAGAGUACCAGCUACCCUAUCGCGACUCUACCACGGGGAUAGAGUAGCCACACUCGGCUCGCAGCAGGAUGUGCAGUCGCCGCUUUUCCAGGAAAACUAUGAGCGAAUGAAAACUAUUGUCCAGGAGUUGAAGGACAGGGCAGACAAAAUCAGAUUGGGAGGUGGAGAGAAGUCAAGAAAACUUCACACGUCCAGGGGGAAGCUGCUACCAAGGGAGCGCAUUGACAGACUUCUGGACCCUGGGUCUCCCUUUCUGGAGUUCUCCCAGUUUGCAGCAUACGAGCUGUAUGGAAAGGAAGAGGUCCCGGCAGGGGGUAUCAUAACGGGCAUGGGGCGAGUUUCUGGGGUAGAGUGCGUCAUCGUGGCGAACGAUGCCACGGUCAAAGGUGGCACUUACUACCCUGUCACUGUGAAGAAGCACCUCCGCGCCCAGGAAAUCGCCCAGCAGAAUCACCUGCCGUGCAUCUACCUGGUGGAUUCUGGUGGGGCCAAUUUGCCCAGACAGGCGGACGUGUUCCCCGACCGGGAUCACUUUGGAAGGAUCUUCUUCAACCAGGCGAGACUCUCCUCUGAAGGCAUAGCACAGAUCGCCGUGGUGAUGGGCUCCUGCACAGCGGGUGGUGCUUACGUUCCGGCCAUGGCGGACGAGAGCAUCAUCGUGCGGAAGCAAGGCACCAUUUUCCUCGGAGGGCCUCCACUGGUAAGAGCUGCUACAGGGGAAGAGGUGUCCGCCGAAGACCUGGGGGGGGCUGACCUCCACUGCAGAAAGUCUGGUGUCACUGACCAUUACGCCUUAGAUGACAGCCACGCACUUCAUUUAGCACGAAAAGCGGUGCGAAGCCUGAACUACUUGAAGAAACUUGACGUCACUGUGGAGCCUCCUGAGGCUCCUCUCUUCCCAGCCGAUGAGCUGUAUGGCAUCGUUGGGGACAACCUGAAGCGCAACUUUGAUGUCCGAGAGGUCAUUGCACGAGUUGUGGACGGCAGUAAAUUUGACGAGUUCAAGGCUUUCUACGGAGACACGCUUGUGACAGGUUUCGCAAGAAUAUUCGGUUACCCUGUGGGAAUCAUCGGCAACAACGGGGUUCUGUUUUCAGAAUCCGCUAAGAAAGGAACACAUUUCAUCGAACUGUGCUGCCAGAGAAAUAUCCCACUCCUGUUUCUGCAAAACAUAACAGGCUUCAUGGUAGGUAGGGAGUACGAGGCCGGGGGAAUCGCCAAAGACGGAGCCAAGAUGGUGACGGCGGUGGCCUGCGCCAACGUGCCCAAGAUCACGGUCAUCAUCGGGGGCUCGUACGGAGCCGGCAACUACGGCAUGUGUGGAAGGGCCUACAGCCCCAGGUUCCUGUACAUGUGGCCCAACGCUCGUAUAUCAGUGAUGGGCGGGGAGCAGGCUGCCACAGUCCUGGCCACCAUCACCAAGGACCAGAGAGCCCGGGAGGGGAAGGAGUUCACAGCCGAGCAGGAAGCGGCCAUGAAGGAGCCAAUCGUGCGGCGGUUUGAGGAGGAAGGCAGUCCAUACUACUCCAGCGCCAGACUGUGGGACGAUGGCAUCAUCGACCCGGCCGACACCCGCAUGGUGCUGGGGUUGAGCCUGAGCGCCGCGCUCAAUGCCCCCACCCAGAGGACACGCUUCGGGGUCUUCAGAAUGUGAUCUGGUGUUCAAACCCAGCCGCAGCUCCAGGACGAAACUAAACCUACGUCACAUAGAUUUUUCAACUUUAUGUUAACCUUAUACGGGGAAAUUGACUUUCGUUGUACUUGUUCGGUAGCGAAUAAUAAUUUGCCUAAUAAAAAAACUAAUUUGAAA
Conger conger (European conger) is the source of this 2194-nucleotide messenger RNA. It is a transcript of the gene mccc2, whose product is annotated as methylcrotonyl-CoA carboxylase subunit 2. Gene Ontology annotation, molecular function: methylcrotonoyl-CoA carboxylase activity. Gene Ontology annotation, biological process: L-leucine catabolic process. The transcript has 17 exons. Lineage: Eukaryota; Metazoa; Chordata; Actinopteri; Anguilliformes; Congridae. Gene Ontology annotation, cellular component: mitochondrion; methylcrotonoyl-CoA carboxylase complex. The coding region runs from base 284 to 2038 and encodes 584 amino acids. The record is from RefSeq and is a predicted model, not a curated record.